GCGCGAGUUGCGCGAGGCUGUGGUUGCUUGGGCAAAUGGUUCGGCAGGAAGGAGGGGCCUUGUGGCGACAUACGGUGAGAUUUCGGGCUGGGAUGUCUCUGGCGUGAGCAACAUGAGCGGUUUGUUCCAGGACGGCAAGUCGAAAUCUGACGGGUUCAGGAAUGUUCAGGGCAUACUUCUACAAAGCUGGAGCUGUUCCUGCUUGAACCGGUGCUCGAUAGUGCUCCCUGAGGACCUUCCCACGUUCAACGAAGAUCUCCGUUUGUGGAACACCGCUUCAGUGACCGAUAUGCGUGGAAUGUUUGAGAACGCCCAAGCUUUCAAUUUACCCAUUGGGACAUGGGACACAUCAGCGGUGAUGGACAUGAGCACGAUGUUCAAGGGAGCACGUGCCUUCGACCAGCCCAUCGAUUCGUGGAACACCUCGGCUGUCACGGACAUGCACGGGAUGUUCCUUGAUGCUGACGCCUUCAACCAACCAGAUAUCGGUAUGUGGAACACGGCAGCAGUUGCAGACAUGAGCUUUAUGUUCUAUGGCGCUCGUGCCUUCAACCAUCCUGUUGGCUCGUGGGAUGUCUCGGCAGUUGUGAGUAUGAAGGCCAUGUUCUGCAAGGCAGAGUCCUUCAAUCAGCCUGUGGGCUCAUGGAACAUGUCUGCCGUGAGUAACAUGCAAGCGAUGUUCGGGCAUGCGCGUGCUUUCAACCAGCCCAUUGGUUUCUGGAACACAUCGGCA
This is a messenger RNA of Symbiodinium necroappetens, 733 nucleotides long. NCBI's taxonomy places the organism in Eukaryota, Dinophyceae, Suessiales, Symbiodiniaceae. The record is from the annotation of a GenBank genome assembly.